AUGGCGGCUUGGAAAUCCUCUAGUCCUGACGGAUUUCCAAUAGGUUUCUUUCAAAAAACCUGGGAGCAAACGAGUGAGAACAUCUGCACCUUCAUUCAAAAAACUUGGCAAUGCUUGAAGAUUGGUAAUAAGGAUUGUAGAAUCUUCCAUCUUAUGUUUGAUAAUGAUCAUAUUCUCUUUGGUGUAGCCACUGAAUCUCAAAUUCAAGUGGUAAUGAACACCCUUUCUAAGUUCUGUUACUCCUUCGGGCAAAUGAUCAAUAGGGACAAAACCUGCAUCAUGUUCUUUGGUAAUACGCCCCUCUCUACUGGAAGACUUCUUAUUGCUAAAGCGAUGAUCAAAGCCUUACCCACUUACACUAUGAUGAUUGUGGAGAUUGCCAAAGCCUACAUCCGGAAAAUUCAUCAACGUCCAUGCACUUUCAUAUGGGGUGCACUAGUGAGAAAAAGCAUCUCCACUCUAUUAAUUGGAGCAUUACAUGUAAGUCCAAGAUGCAAGGCGGGCUUGGCCUGCGUAAUCUGA
Molecule: messenger RNA, 522 nt
Organism: Lathyrus sativus (Indian pea)
Lineage: Eukaryota; Viridiplantae; Streptophyta; Magnoliopsida; Fabales; Fabaceae
Source: the annotation of a GenBank genome assembly